Molecule: messenger RNA, 3540 nt
Organism: Dictyostelium discoideum AX4
Lineage: Eukaryota; Evosea; Eumycetozoa; Dictyosteliales; Dictyosteliaceae
Exons: 1
Coding region: 1-3540 (1179 amino acids)
Source: RefSeq, a predicted model, not a curated record
AUGGAAUAUAAUGAAAUAUUAUUUUGGAAAGUAUUUCAUAAUAAAUUUAUAUUUAAUAUUAUAAUUGAACAAAUUUCAAAUGAUCAAUUAGAGUAUGAACGUAUUGAAUUAUAUAAAAUUGGUAAUAGAAUUAAAUUUAAAGAUAUUCAAUCAUUGAAAUUAAUUGUAUCAAAAAAACAAUUUGAAUUAUUAAAAUGUAAAUUAGAACAUAAUGAUUUCAUUUUAUAUAAUAGAGAAUCAAUUGAUCAAUUAAUACAUUAUGCACCAAUUGAAAUAAUAAAAUUAUUCAUAGAGAAAUAUAAAAUCAAACAACAAGAUCCGCAAUUAGAUAAAUUGAAUGUAAUGAUUGAUUUAGUACUCCAUAGUAUAAAAAAUAAUAAUUUAGAAUGUUUAAGAUAUUUUUUAAUUGAAUUACAAUUACCAGUUGAAAGAACUGCAUUUGAAUAUACCUUAAAAGAGAAAUCAAUUGAAUUCAUUGAUUUAAUAUUAAACUCGAAUCAAUUUAAAUUGGAAGAAUCUACAAGGAAAUUCUGUUUAAAAUUAAUAUCAAACAAUUCAAGAAAUUUCAAUGACCUAAUUGAAUAUGUAAUUUAUAAAAGACCAGAAUUAAAUUAUUUUACAACUAAAUCAAUAGUUGAAAAUUUUAAUCAACAAAAAUUAUCAAAAUAUCCAGGUUAUUUAAAUACUCCACAAAUUUUAGAUUUUUUUUUAUUUUAUAAAAUCAAAUCAAAAGAAACAAAAUUAAAAUUAUUAGAAAUGGGUUGUGUUUCAACGGUUAAACCAGAAUUUAUAUAUUCAAAUAAAUUAAAACCAACCAAUUGGAAAGAUUAUGAUGAAGUUGAAUUUUACCUUUUUAUAAUUUUAAAACUUGGUGAACUUGAGAAAUGUAUAGCAAAAGAUACAACUUUAGCAAUUAUUAGGAAUGAAUUUGAAGGGAUUAAAGAUUGUUCAAAUUUAAAAACACAGGAUAAAUGUAAAAAGUUACAUGAAUUAAUAAUAAUUAAAUUAUUUCCUUAUUUCUCAUCACAUAUUUAUAGAGAUUAUUUUGAACUUUAUGAUCAACCUAUACCAAAUUCAGAUUUUCUUUUCACUUUUCAAAUUACAUUUUCAACAUUUAGUGUAAAUGGGUUAAAUUAUUUAUUAGAUUUAAAAAAAAAAAAAAAAUCAAUUCAAACCACAACAACAACAACAACAAUUUAUAUUAAUGAAAUUACAAAAAAAAUAGAUACAAAUAAUGAAAAAGAAGUUUUAGAAUUUUUAAAAAUAUAUUUUAAAUCAAAACAUUUACUACCAGAACUUAAUAAAGUUUCAAUUGAUAAUAUGUUUUUACAUGUAUUAAAUCAUUGUUCAAUUGAAACUUUAAAUGAAAUUUUAAAAUUAAAACCAUCAUCACAAGAUGAUAUAAUUAAAGGAUUUUUAAGUGGUUUUUUACCAGAUAAUAAUUUUCAAUCAUCAAGAGAAAAAGCAGAUGAAUUUAUUAAAACAAUUCAUAUUAAUAAAGAUAAUGAUCGUUUUAUUUGGUUCUCUGAGAAAUUAGUAAAGAAAUUAUCAUCAACUGCAGAAAGAAAUUUUAUUAAUUAUAAAUGUUUAAAUUAUUUGAAUAUUUCAACGAAAAAUCAUGUAGACUUUUUAAUUGAAAAUAAACCAGAAACUGUAAUAAUUCCAUUAGUUAAAAAAUAUUUUGAAAUUGAAAGUUUAGAAUUAAUAAAUUAUUUUGAAAAGAAAUUAAAUCAAUCGAAACCAUCAGCAAAUCAUUAUUAUUAUCUUUAUUUUAAAUCAUUAUUUAAUGGUGAUUUUAAAACUUUUCAAGAAAUUGAUGAUAUUAAAAAUUUAAAAUUGGAAUUCCAAUCAGCUGAUUUCAAAUCAAUUAAAAUUAAUGACCCAUUGUUGAUUGAUAAAGUCAUUGAAAAUAUUAAUAAAAGUAAUCUUAAAAGUUUAACAAGUGAUUCAAAAAUUAAACUUUUUAAAUUCCUAUUAAAACAAAAUGAUGAAAAAUUACAAUCAAAAGUAAUUGGAAGCCUACAGUUUAAUUUAUUCCCAUUAGAAUCAAUGUUAGUUUUAUUAGAUAAUAUAUUGGAUGUAAACAUUGAAGCUUCAAAUGCAAUCAUUAAUAAUUUAGUAAUCAAUGGUGAAUUUGAAUUAUCAUUAUUGGUUUUAGCUGUAAAUCAAUUUGAAAAGAGUAGAUUAUUUAUAAUUUAUAAAUCUUUGGAUGGUAAACUAAUUAAAAAUGGAUAUAAUGCAAAAGAUAAAUUAAUACCAUUUAUUAAAUCGUUAUUUAAUAAAUUGGAAGCAAAUUUAAAUGAUGACUUUCCAUCACUUUCAGAUAGUCAAGAAAUUCAAUUCAUCUUCUCUUAUCUUUACAAAUUAUUAAUACAAUGCGAUGAUAUAACAUUAGACUUAAUAAAUAGUGUACGUCAAUUUUAUUUAAGCAAUGAUUUAAUCAUUACCGAUGAUUUGUUUAGUUUAUCUUGUUAUCUUUCAUUAAGAUCUUAUCAAUUCAUUAAAUAUUUAUCUGCUAUGAAAAUAAGAUUAAAUAAUGGUAUUUUCUUUUUAAAUGGUGUUUGGAAUUUUGAAUUCGAUAGUUCUGAUCAAAAUUAUACACUAGACUUCAAUUUAAUGUUAAAAGAAAAUAAAGUACCCAUUGAUAAAGAUUUCUUUGAUGUAAUUUAUCAAACAACCAAAUCUAAAGAUAACAACUUUGAUUUCUUUAAGAAAAUUGUAUUCCACAAAUUAAGAAAUUUAAUGAUUGAAUUUCAAAGAUUGCCUCGCCCACUUCCAAUUGCUGUUGAAGUUAAUUUGUUUAUAGAGUUAAAUAGAGCAGAUCUGGUAUUGGAAUUAGCAGAGAUAGAAGUUUCACUAAAUAAACCAUUCCCAAUUGAAACCGUUGGUGGUUUUAUGAACAUUGCUACAUUGGAUCAACUUAAACAAUUAAUUUCAUUAAUAGGACAAACUGAAUCAAAACGUAUUAAAUAUCUAUUUUUAAAGAAUUCCAUUAUUUCCCGUAAAUUUGAUUUCAUUGAUUACUUUUUGAAAGAAUCAAUUUUAUUCAUUGAAGAAUUGACAAAAGGUUCAUUAGAUAGCAAUGAAUUUAAAUUUUUCAAAGAGAUCUUAGCUUCAAAUGAUAUUGAAUUGGUUGAAUAUUUAUUAAAAAAUUAUAGAGGUCAAGAUUUUCAGACAAUCGCCACCACCACUACCUCGAUUACCACCACUACUACCAAUCCUCAAUCUGUUGUUAUAACAGGAUUAAUUGAUUUAUUUAAAGACUUUCAAUAUUCUCAAAAUUUAUAUCAUAAUAAUUUUCAAGUUACAAUGGAUAAUGGUUUAAUCGAUAUGUUUAAUCUCUUAUCUCGACAUUUUCUAUUCGUUCCAAAAAAAGAUAAUAUCCUUCACACAAUUAGACAAGGAAGAUUUAAAUUGGUUGAUUAUUUAUAUAAAAAUGAUUAUUUCGAACAUCUUGGUGAAGAAACUAUAACCUCUAUUAAUGAUUUUGUAAAAGAUCAAUAUCCAUAUGAUUAUUUUUCUUUAAAAAAAAACAAAUAA